AUGGGGAACUGUCAAAACUGUUUGGUAUAGGAAGAGGAGUAAGUAGAAAUUCAAUUCAACAAUCAUACUGAAGAAGAAGUGUAAGCACCACCUUAUACACAGCAACCUCCAUUAUUAAAUCUAGAUGUAAAAACUUGGUAGAAAGAUUCUUACAGUCUCUAUGAUUAUGAAAACAGUACUUUUAUACAUUGUCAACAAAUCCCUAUUAAUGGCACUAGCUAUCUUACUUGCAAAGCUAAUAAAGUUUUAUAUAAUGAAGGGAGCUACUCCAAAAACAAGUAAACUAUAUUCUUAUAUAUUUUUAGUGAAAAUAUAGAGGAAACACUUCUUCUUCCACUUGAAUAUGAAAAUGAAACCUUUUAAUUAUUAAAUCUACGCUUUAAUAAAAGGCUCUAAACUUAAGAACUUGUUGAUGACUAUUCAAAAGAAGUAAACUUGAUCGUCAUCUAUAUAGGAAGGAGACAAACUUUUAUCUGAGAACCAAACCAUUCAUGCUGACUUUCAAAUGAGUUUUAAUAUUCAGAAAUUAAGAACAAACACUAAUAGAUAAAUGGUUUGUGAAAUGACUAAAGGAUCUAAAAUUUGGUUGGUCACCAGGUCUAUUUAAACUGCCAGCAUUAAUGAAGGCUUGGUGCUGAAGGUUGGAGAUGUGAUUAAAUUAGGAAGAGUUAAAUUAAUUAUUAAGGAAAUUUAAUUGUAUCGUGAAGCUAAUUAAGAUUUAUUAGAAGAAUCAUCAAUAUGUUCAGUUGAAGAUAAAAAUGAAUUUUCUAAAUAAUGUCGAAUUUGUUUAUCAACUGGAGAAUCACCCUUAAAUCCAUUAAUUGAUCCAUGCAAAUGUAUUGGUAGUACUAAAUAUGUACAUAUAAAUUGUUUACUAAGAUGGUAUUAAUUUAUAUUCUAUUUCAACUAGGAUAUAAUAAAGUUCUCAUUUUAAUAGUAAUGCAUAUUGUACUAGAUUUAUAUGGAAAUCUUUGGAAUGUGAAAUCUGUAAAUCAGUCUAUCCUCCAAUUUUUGAAAGGAAUGGAAAAUCAUUUAAUCUAAUAGAAUUAAGCAAACCAAAAGAUAAACCUUAUAUAAUUAUGGAAUUCUAACAAAAGAAAUAACAUGAUAAUCCUUAAUCAAAUGACAGUAAUGGAUUAUAUAUAGUUAAUUUUGGAACAAAAAAAGAACUUAAAAUAGGAAGAAAUCAUGAAGUAGAAAUCAGUAUUGCUGAUAUUAGUGUAAGUAGAGAACAUGCACAUAUUAAAUUAGUUGAUAAUAAAAUUAUUUUAUCAGAUAAAAGAUCAAAAUUUGGCACCUUAGUUCUCUUAUAAAAAAAUAUCACAUUUACUCCAUAAUUAUCAGGAUUGGAAUUACAAAUCAAAAGAACACUUGUUAAAUUAAAUAAUUCUUAAAUAUCCUAAACAAAUCAAAAACAUAGAGACUUUGAAUUAUACUUAGGAAGAAAUGAAUGA
Paramecium pentaurelia is the source of this 1454-nucleotide messenger RNA. NCBI's taxonomy places the organism in Eukaryota, Ciliophora, Oligohymenophorea, Peniculida, Parameciidae. The record is from the annotation of a GenBank genome assembly.